This is a messenger RNA of Cucurbita maxima (winter squash), 1370 nucleotides long. RefSeq names its product GDP-mannose 4,6 dehydratase 1. Lineage: Eukaryota; Viridiplantae; Streptophyta; Magnoliopsida; Cucurbitales; Cucurbitaceae. The transcript has a single exon. The record is from RefSeq and is a predicted model, not a curated record. Gene Ontology annotation, biological process: GDP-mannose metabolic process. Gene Ontology annotation, molecular function: GDP-mannose 4,6-dehydratase activity. The coding region runs from base 47 to 1153 and encodes 368 amino acids.
UCUUUCGAUUUCUCUCAGAUCCGACUGAUCAAUCGGGUUGAUUCCAAUGGCAUCUAUCGCCGACGCCACCAGAUCCUCUUCCGACACUAACGGCGUACCGGCGGAGAAGCGCCGGACGGCCUUAAUUACCGGCAUUACUGGCCAGGAUGGUUCGUACCUGACCGAGUUUCUUCUCGAGAAGGGCUAUGAAGUCCAUGGAUUGAUCCGGCGAUCUUCCAACUUCAACACUCAGCGAAUCAACCACAUCUACAUCGACCCUCACAAUGUUCACAAGGCACGAAUGAAGCUUCACUAUGCUGACCUCACCGACGCCUCCUCUCUCCGCCGAUGGCUCGAUAUCAUCCAACCCGAUGAGGUCUAUAACCUCGCUGCUCAAUCGCAUGUUGCUGUUUCUUUUGAAAUUCCGGAUUAUACUGCCGAUGUUGUCGCCACUGGUGCCCUCCGUCUGCUUGAGGCCGUUCGAUCUCAUAUCUCUGCCACUGGCCGUACUCAAAUUCGGUACUACCAAGCGGGAUCGUCUGAAAUGUUCGGGUCUACUCCGCCGCCUCAGUCGGAGACGACUCCAUUUCAUCCUCGAUCCCCUUACGCUGCAGCGAAGUGCGCCGCGCAUUGGUAUACUGUGAAUUACCGUGAGGCCUACGGGAUCUUCGCUUGUAAUGGAAUACUAUUCAACCACGAAUCGCCGCGCAGGGGAGAGAAUUUCGUGACAAGGAAAAUCACACGGGCUGUAGGGCGCAUCAAGAUUGGGCUGCAAAGCAAGUUGUUCUUGGGGAAUCUGCAGGCGUCGAGGGAUUGGGGUUUUGCAGGGGACUACGUGGAAGCCAUGUGGCUAAUGCUACAGCAAGAACAACCCGAUGAUUACGUGGUUGCGACGGAGGAAUCACACACAGUGGAGGAGUUUUUGGAGGUCGCAUUUGGGAAUGUCGGAUUGAAUUGGAAGGACCAUGUGGUGAUCGACAAGAGAUACUUCCGGCCGGCGGAGGUCGACAAUCUCAAGGGGGAUGCAAGCAAGGCGAGGAAGGUAUUGGGAUGGAAACCAAAGGUUGGAUUUGAGAAGCUGGUGAAGAUGAUGGUGGAUGAAGACAUUGAAAUAGCCAAGCGGGAGAAGGUGUUGGUCGAUGCUGGCUACAUGGAUGCCCAGCAGCAACCUUGAUCGGUUCAGAUCAGAUAGAGCUGACCCAGAUCCAACCACCUGCAAUUUUCCCAAUCCUAGUGUUCCUUGAAAUGCAAUCCUUGUUGAACAGAGAAUAUAGUUUGAUUUGUAGAAUUCAUUGUCUGUUUUCUUCUGUGCUAUUUCUAUAUGAAGUUCUUCCACAUUCAGUUUAUUGGAUCUGUUCUCAUCUUCAACAUGUAUUACCAAUGUUUUCUUC